Molecule: messenger RNA, 690 nt
Organism: Penicillium mononematosum
Lineage: Eukaryota; Fungi; Ascomycota; Eurotiomycetes; Eurotiales; Aspergillaceae
Exons: 3
Coding region: 1-690 (229 amino acids)
Source: RefSeq, a predicted model, not a curated record
AUGGAUGAACUACCCUUUCGGAACUGGUGUCUGAACUGCCUUCAUAGUAGUAUCGCGAACUAUGUCCCUCAUCAUCUCAGGCCCUUCCGAAUCCACUGUGCUCCCAACGAAGACGGUCACUCGUGUGGGCAGUGUUUCCAUCGAAACAUUGCCUGUGACCCGCCCUCCAUGGGAAUGCAAGGUGAUGUCUACGACUUAUGUGCGAUUCUGGAAUGGGCUGGUAAGUUCUGGUCUCAAGAAGGAAAGUUCAUCUGGAAUUUGGGGUUCCGCCUUGCUAUUUGUGAAGCCUCCAAGGAACUCUGCAUCCAGUUUGAACGUGCCGAAAUGAGCCACCGCCGCCAUCAUAUGUUGAGCGUUAUUGACUGGAACGAUACAAGCGAAGUGCAAACUGCCGAUAUCGAUAACUACCGAAGAUUCCUUGCUCAACGUCGUGGAGCGUUACCUGCUCUGACACUCCCCGCCACUGGAAUUAUGAAUCGUCAGGACUUUGUUACAUACAACCCGGAAAGACUCCUGCGCCUCUGCAGUGGAGACCCUGGCUUCUUGGUGUGGUUGGAGGCAAAGACAGCGUUCCUGAAUUGCAUCCAGCAGAGAUCCAUCUCAACCUACGGUGGCGAGGAUCGGAAGAACGGAAAGAGAAGACUGGCUCUUAUCAAGAAUGGUUUCCCCGCGGAACUGAACUGGGUUUAA